AUGGACUUAGUACCGUUGGGCAGAUAUGUAGUUGUCUUAGAAACCCCCUGGAUUAAGAGGCAUAAUCCAAACAUUGAUUGGGAACAAACUUCUGGGGAGGCCGGAUACCAUACUAUAGCAGCUACGGAUCCUUCACUGGUCGGCAAGACCGAUGCAAAAGAAAUUCCAGUGCAGUACAGAAAGUUCGCCAAGCUGUUCGAAGACCCGCAGGAUUUGAGAGCCCUGCCAGAACAUAAGCCUUGGGAUCAUGAGAUCAACUUCAAAGAGGGAUUCGUACCCCCGGUCGAGAAGUUGAGACUACAUAACCCCAGUACUCUAAGAAUAUGGGAAGAAUACAGAUCUAAAGCUGAGAAGAAAGGAUGGAUUAGGAAAUCCAAGUCCCUUUGUGCAGCCAACGUAUUGUUAGCAUUCAAGAAGGGAGAUCCGAAUAGUCGACCUUGCUGA
This is a messenger RNA of Sclerotinia sclerotiorum 1980 UF-70, 444 nucleotides long. RefSeq lists its product as hypothetical. NCBI's taxonomy places the organism in Eukaryota, Fungi, Ascomycota, Leotiomycetes, Helotiales, Sclerotiniaceae. The record is from RefSeq and is a predicted model, not a curated record. Bases 1 to 444 code for a protein of 147 amino acids. The transcript has 2 exons.